Brassica napus (rape) is the source of this 2167-nucleotide messenger RNA. RefSeq names its product basic leucine zipper 4-like. Gene Ontology annotation, molecular function: DNA-binding transcription factor activity; transcription cis-regulatory region binding. The record is from RefSeq and is a predicted model, not a curated record. Gene Ontology annotation, biological process: positive regulation of DNA-templated transcription. NCBI's taxonomy places the organism in Eukaryota, Viridiplantae, Streptophyta, Magnoliopsida, Brassicales, Brassicaceae. The coding region runs from base 1274 to 1846 and encodes 190 amino acids. Gene Ontology annotation, cellular component: nucleus. The transcript has a single exon.
CAUCUGUUCAGAUAUCUGCAAGGAACAAAGGAUCUCGGUUUGUUCUACACCAACCGGCCAGGAGAGAGCUUGGUUGGAUAUGCAGAUGCUGGGUAUUUAUCUGACCCACACCAGGCUAGAUCUCAAACGGGAUAUGUAUUCACACAUAGUGGAGCCGCAAUAAGCUGGCGUUCUACCAAGCAGUCCUUAGUAGCCACAUCAUCCAAUCAUGCCGAGAUCAUAGCCAUGUAUGAGGCAAGCCGGGAGCUUGUCUGGUUGAGGAACAUGACCGGCCAUGUCUUAAGAGAGAGUGGUCUGGCCGUGGGACAAGAGAAGGAGGAACCAACGAUCAUCUACGAAGACAAUGCGGCGUGCAUUGCUCAGCUCAAGGAAGGAUACAUCAAGGGAGACAGGACCAAGCACAUCCUGCCCAAGUUCUUCUUCACCCACGACUUGCAGAAGACAGAGGAGGUUCAAGUAGUUCAAGUUCGAUCAAGCGACAACUCAGCCGACCUUUUCACCAAGUCUCUGCCGACCUCAACGUUCAGGAAGCUGGUUCAUCAGAUAGGGAUGCGCCGGCUGAAGGAUCUUCAAUGAUGCCUUCAUCAGGGGGAGUAUCAUGCGUUGUACUCUUUUUCCUGUCUAUGGUUUCCAUUUUUCCCACCUUGGGUUUUUGGUUUUCCUAGAGAGGUUUUAACGAGGCAACAUCGUGCAUGGUACGAGCCCAUAUGGUUACAGCAUCCAAGGGGGAGUGUUAAGAACAAUAUGGAUAGCUGGUAACCAAGCCAAGGAAGAACGGACCGCGUCCAGGCCCAAGACCAAGACCGCGUCCAAGAGAGAAAGAGAGAGAGGCGGCCAAUGCAUUGGACCGACCUUAAACCUUAGAUUUAGGACUUUCCUUUUCUCUUCAUGUUUAUCUAUAAGAGGUUUUCCUUUUUACUUUAGAAUAAGGAUAUGUAAUAUUUCCUUUUAUCCAUAUCUUGUAAUCCCCUAUAUAAGGGAACACUUUGAUUAAUGAAUAACACACGAAUUCCCCUAUAUCUUGUAAUCCCCUAUAUAAGGGAACACUUUUUUUCUUUUGGUCUUUCUCUGAAAAAAUGAAAAAGAGGGAAAAUUAGGAAAAAGCCCCAUCGAUAUUUUACUAAUAUCUGACCAGAAUAACCUCAUGUGAGUCCCAUUACCCGUCCAUAAAUAUGGGCUUCCAACAAUGCAAUUCUUCCCUUUUCUCCUUCUAAUCUCACUCUUUAUAUAUUUGGAAGAUUUUUUUUAUUCUUUUUUUUUUGGUUAAGCCAGGAUGUCUACAAUUCAUCCGGUUUUAUCAUGUGAACCGGGUCAAACAACCCAUGUCCCAGCUUUCGAAACCGGGUUCACUCCAUGGGACAACUCACACCUCUUCUCGGUCUUCGACUCAUCAAUGAAUAAAAUAACUCACUCGGUUCAUGAGUACCUAAGCCCUGAUUCGGUAAACCGGUCUGGUCCAGACGUUGUUGCAACAGAUAGUUAUACAGAUGAGCGGAGAAAGAAACGGAAGUUAUCGAACCGGGAAUCGGCUAAGCGGUCAAGGGUGAAGAAACAAAAGCACUUGGAGGAGAUGAAUAUCCAGCUAAACCAGCUCAAGAUUGAGAACCGGGAAUUAGAAAACCAGAUCCGGUACGUUAUACAGCAUUUUCAACGAACAGAGACGGAGAAUAAUCGUCUGCGUCUUGAACAACGUUUGCUCCAUAGUACGUUGUUGAACAUCAGACAAGUUUGGAUGUUACAUCAGAUCGACCGGAGCUCAGACUAUGUCACAUGGCCUUACGAUGAAAAUACUCGUGUUACGGUCCAACAUGAUCCAUCGGUCAUAACAAAUCAUAUCAUCUUAUAGUUUGUGAUUUCUGAAAUUGAUUUCGACUUUAGUAAAACGAGAAUACCUUUGUAAAAAAGUUUUUAUAAAAAAUGCAUGCAUGAUCUCUCUUGUAACGUUAACAAAUUAAAUCUCGUUUUCUUUAAUAUGUUUUCCAUUUCAUUACAUAAUUAUUUAAUCUUGUCGUGUUUGAACUUUUUGAUAAAGAAAAAGGUUACUGGUGUAGUGUUACAAAAAAAAAAGAAGGUUACUGGUAGAAUGUGUCGCGCGCGCGAACCUUUUCAUUCAACUGGUUCUUUUUUUUUUGUAACUUACAUUCAACGAUUUCUUUUCAUUCUAAAU